UGUAUUUUUUUAAAAGUUCGUUGUUUUGAAGAAAAGAAAGCUGAUGUUUUAGUCGGAUUUAAUCAUGGUUUGUAAAUCGCUGGCGGACUUUUUUGAAUCAGCAAACGAGUAAAGAAAUGAUUUGUAAAGGAUAUUUAUCCACGUGGUAUUUGGCAUUGGAAGAUUUUUGAACGGAUGGGGAUCGACCAGAUAUUAUUCGGAAAACCAAAAUAUAAAACGUUUCGUGAUGAGUGGAGAUGGCCAGAAUACUCACGAAAAUGGCAUGGCUAAUGAAGGCAAAGACAACUUCUCCCCUAAAGUUUACAGGAAAGAUGCUGAGAACGAUCGUACUGAAAAGGAAAUGGAAAAAGAACGUGGUACGGAUGGCGAUGACAGCAACGGUGAACGAAAUACACCAUCUACCCUUAGUGGGAUUGUACAGGGUUUAUUAGGAUGUCUUAGGCCAGUUUGGAAGCUCAUUGGUAAAACACACAAAAACGAAAAUGUUGACGACUGGAUUAUUCCAUUUGAAGAUAUUCGCGAGCUUCAGUGGCUUGGUUCAGGCGCUCAAGGAGCUGUUUUCUUAGGGGUAUAUGGCGUCGAACAAGUCGCAGUGAAAAAGGUUCGACAUGAGAAGGACACAGAGAUCAAGCAUCUGCGUGAUCUAAACCAUCCAAAUGUUGUUCGUUUUAGGGGUGUGUGUAACCAACCUCCAGUGUAUUGUAUAGUAAUGGAGUAUUGCCCUCAUGGUCAACUUUUUGAAGUAUUACGUGAUGGUCGUGAGAUUACACCCAACUUGUUGGUUCGUUGGGCCACUCAGAUUGCAGAUGGCAUGCAUUACUUACAUGGGUUGAAAAUAAUUCACAGGGACUUGAAAUCGCCUAAUGUUCUUGUGACCUCCAAUGACAGUCUCAAGAUAUCUGACUUUGGCACAUGUAAAGAGUUCAAUGAUAAAAGUGCAAAGAUGACUUUUGCUGGUACUGUGGCUUGGAUGGCACCAGAAGUCAUUAGAAAUGAGCCUUGCUCUGAGAAAGUGGACAUCUGGUCUUUUGGAGUUCUUUUAUGGGAGUUAUUGACUGGUGAAUUACCAUAUAAGGGUGUUGAUUCAUCUGCUAUUAUAUGGGGUGUGGGCAGCAAUAACCUUCAGCUACCAGUACCUUCAACAUGUCCGGAUGGAAUCCAACUUCUUAUGAAACUUUGCUGGAAAAGUAAGCCUAAAAAUCGUCCGUCAUUUCGUCAAGUGUUGAUGCACAUUGAAAUUGCAGCUGCAGAUGUCUUGAAUACACCAGCAGAUUUCUUCUUAAACCAACAAAUAUCUUGGCGAUCAGAAAUCAGUGUUGAGUUCGAGAAGAUGAGAAACGAAAGUGCAAAUUUACAAAAUCUUCACCAGUUACAGCGGCUCGAUGAUGAACUAAUACAAAGACGAAAGGAAGAACUCAAACAUGCACGCGAUAUCAGAAUGCAUUAUGAAGAAAAGCUUGAAAGAGCAAACAGCCUUUACCGGGAAUUGAACACGUGUAUGGAGCAACUAGAGUUAAGAGAAAAGGAGCUUAUGAGGCGGGAACACCGGCUCAAUGUGUACACUGGGAAACCAAAGAAAAAUGUAUUGAAACCAGAAUUGAGGGAAAAAGCGACUGUGGUUGAACGAAUGCUGUCACAUCAAAAAAUAAGUAGGAAUGAUACUUCUAGCUGUCCCAAUUCAUCAAGUAGCUCUAGCAGUCCCCCAAAAAACGUAACAUUAUAUUGCCAUAACAUUGACGGAGAGCCAAAGGAGAUGGAAGAUACCUCUCGCAACCGYCCUUUAAAAAAGUGUAGGAGUUACAGCAAAUCAAAGCGGCCGAGGCGACGGCAAGGAUCUUAUUCAAGCGCUGAUCGAAGUCCAGUAACAAAAAGAAGUCCAGUGUGUUCUGAAUCCAAAAUCUGUCUUGACGAACAAAAUAUGAACAUUGAAAACGGAUGCCAURUUAAUCCAUUAUGUAAUGGUCACUGUGAGGUUCAAAAAUGUACACAUUUAACAAAGUCUUGUAGUCCGGUAUCUCAUCCUCGAGAUAUUCCUGGCUCUAGAACUACUAAUGAUUCUUUCAAUGAAAGAAGGUCUGUUAAUUCUAGYGAUAGUGGACCUCAUCCAGCUAGCAGCUGCGAAUCUGAUGAAGAUCAAGCCAAAAAGGAAUCAGUUCCAAAUGAUUGGCAUGCUAGUGCAAGAACAUAUAACAAUAAUCAAAAUCUUUCAAAAAGUACACAAGAUGGUCAAAACGAAACUUGUUUGUCCGCCAGUUCUGAGGAUGGCUGUGACAGUUGGGAUAUAGACGCUGAUUUAGCUCAUAAUGUCCUGCAUGAAUCCUUCGAGUUCUGGGGGCACGAGGGCUGUAUACGACGAAUCGUCGAACGGUCUACGAGGCCGGCGUCAAUGGAGCAUUACGAGAGCUGUGAAGAUGAAACAAUUUCACCAAGGAAGAGGCACAAAUCUGGCUCUGUUCAACAUGAUAACCAGUAAUGUUCUAGGAUGAUAUAGUCUCCCMCACAGCCGCUUUCAGUGUCGUCACGACACUGAAAGCGGCUGUGGGGGAGACUAAGGAUGAUAUGGAUUAACAUUAAAUAGCUAGCUUUAUUUUAAUAAAUUUCCRUGGACAAGCACGAUUGUGCUGUCUACGAUCGGUAACCAAUUUUGUACAUCGCUCGGGUCCGGUAUGAGACUGAACAGGAGGGUGACGGUUGCCUAUAACAAAUAGCAAAUACCAUAGCCAGCGUCUCCUGAUUAUCUGAUUUUAAAUAGAUACUUUUGACCAUUCUCGAAGGAAUACCCUAGAAAUAAUAUCGAGUCCAUUACAUGGAAAUCUGUUACUUAUGAAGCACUUAUUACAUGAAGGAAAAACGAUACCCAUGACCAACCUUUUUAAAAAGACAAAAAAAAGGUCCAACAUUUCUAGUUUUUAUAGCUUGCGUCUUGGUUUAGCUUAACAAAAGCUUUUUUUUGUUGGCUUCUUUGGUUAUAAUAUCAAUCGGCCAUGAAAGAUUCCGGCAGAGUGCGGAAAACAUCAUUGUUUCUAAGGCACGGGGUGGAUUUCCUGUGGAAAAUGUGACUUGAGUUUGAUGGUCACAGUGUCUGGCUAUACAAGGGUCGCCAACCAUGGCCCAAAGAAGUUUUAUUCGCGGUCCUGCGAAGGCCGAGACAACUGGCAAAGGAUAUGGUGUAUGGAUCAUCCACUCAUAUAGUAAUUAUUCACAUAUUUAUUUAAAGCAAAAAGACACUACGGAUAUUUUAAUUCCAUUCUUUUAUUCCAUUUAGAAAUCUUUUGACUAUUAGCUUACAUUUGCUAUCAGUUCUAUGUGAGAGUUGACAUUAUGGCAGGUAUUUUGUUUUAUGUUGUCUUCUGUUGCUGUUUUUCUUCAAGAAUCAUUUUAAUUCAUGCGAAAUGCUUUUGGUAUUCUGGGCAAUCUGCACACAACUAAACUAAAAUACCUGUCUUACUGAAAGAGUCAACUCAAGCCAUAAGUUGGUGCUCUAAUAUAUUUGACUUGUAGAUCCCAAGGCAAGGAUAAGGUCUUUGGACGAUCAGCGUAACAGCACUUUUCUUCCUAAGAUUAGAGGCAGGUCCUUUGACAAGUGCAUAUAUAGUUAUUUGAAUCACAUGUAGUUAUUUGCAAGUAUUUUAGUGUAUAUAUAAUUAUUUGAAGUAUUUAACGUAAGAAAAAAUACCGUUACAUUAAAUGGAAAUAAAUCUA
Molecule: messenger RNA, 3702 nt
Organism: Actinia tenebrosa (Australian red waratah sea anemone)
Lineage: Eukaryota; Metazoa; Cnidaria; Anthozoa; Actiniaria; Actiniidae
Product: mitogen-activated protein kinase kinase kinase 13
Biological process (GO): protein autophosphorylation
Cellular component (GO): cytoplasm
Molecular function (GO): MAP kinase kinase kinase activity; ATP binding
Source: RefSeq, a predicted model, not a curated record